Messenger RNA from Cylindrotheca closterium, 1194 nucleotides. The record is from the annotation of a GenBank genome assembly. Lineage: Eukaryota; Bacillariophyta; Bacillariophyceae; Bacillariales; Bacillariaceae.
AUGAAAAGGCUUCUACUCCACACUGCCAGCCGAAGACCUUUGACCCUCCCAGUACUGUCAGUGCCAUCUUGUGUCCUUGAACAAAAAAUCUCAACCGUUGUCACUGGAUGUAGAAGUGUUGGAGGUCGAAAAUCAUCCUUGCAUUCAUCCUCCCAACUCUUAGGUCGACGCUCUCCGCAACAAAUUGACAAAAUCAACACAUCAUCCAGCGUGGAAGACGCUGCGGCAGCGGAAGCACUUCGCGAAAGUAUGAUUCGUGCACCAUUCCAACGUGCUGCAGGUAGCAAGACACUCUUUCCAUGGAGGAGUACGAACGAAAUCAUGGGUCGUCUCAUUCCUGGAUCGGAAGAGUUUCGACGAAACGGAUAUCUAUUGGGCGGCAAUGUCAUUUCUAGCAAUCCCACCUUUGAUGCGUAUGCAACGGCUUACUUAUUUAUGGGUGUCCCGCUGAGUGAAAUGAUGUUCUUUUCACAGUGGCAAGACGACACGGCAGAAAACAUGGCCUGGGCCUUCUCUCAGGCAAUGAGCGGAAUCCUAUCCAACGCGUAUGGCCAAUCCUUUGAAACGAUUUCCAAGGAACGUAAGCUAGGUUUUGAUAGCGCUGCCAAUCCGACUGAUACGGAUACUGCCACUGAUGCUGAAGCUCCAUCGGCAGGUUUGUCGAAUGAUUUUUUGGAGCCAAUGGUGGAAAAGAAACUGCUGUCAUUAUUCCACGAUGCCCAGGAAUAUGGCAAGGACCAACUACAGGUCCGAUUGGAAUUCAAACCCAAGAAUGCGCACAUGGUGAAUCUUUUUGUCUUUCCUUUCUUGUCACGGAAUCUCUUGAAAAUCCAACCUGAAAUCAAGGACAUGUAUACCCAAUUAUUGGAAUUCAUGGGAACCAAUCCACGAGAUGCCAUGCCGAUUUACAAUGAAUUCGUGGCUGAUUUUGGUGAUCGGGGAUGGACUGAAAAUACUGUGAUUGCACAAGUUUUGGUACCUUGUGAGGAAGUCUUUUGGGUCAAAGAUUUGGCAACUGGAGCCAUCAUUCAGGGUGUGCAGGAUUCCACGCCGCGGACAGUGAACCAUUUGGUGCGAAUGGAAAUGGUCGUCCGGUCAAGGCCAACAGAGGGAUUCUUUCCGUUUGAACAUGAACAGGGUAAUUGGCAAAUGACGGAUAUCGAUGACUUGUUGAAGGGUAAUCUAUUAAUCUAA